Messenger RNA from Oryzias latipes (Japanese medaka), 11938 nucleotides. It is a transcript of the gene dlgap2b, whose product is annotated as discs, large (Drosophila) homolog-associated protein 2b. Gene Ontology annotation, cellular component: glutamatergic synapse; postsynaptic specialization. Gene Ontology annotation, biological process: signaling. Gene Ontology annotation, molecular function: molecular adaptor activity. NCBI's taxonomy places the organism in Eukaryota, Metazoa, Chordata, Actinopteri, Beloniformes, Adrianichthyidae. The record is from RefSeq and is a predicted model, not a curated record.
UUCUCUAAAAAAAUCACAAUGAAAUUUCCUGGACUUCUUUUUUCUUCUCUUAAGUGUAUCUAUAAUGAACGUUAUUUUUUCUAUGCCUUUUUAUCUGCACCAACUGUUGCUUUUGAUAUGCUCAUUCAGAAAAGAGUUACAUUUUCUUCUUCAUACAGCCGUCUAGGACAUCCCUAGGACAGUUAGGCUGACAGAACGUGAGGGGAGUAUGAAAAAGGUGGAACUUGGGGACUAAAUAUUUGAAUCAAGUUUAGAUAAUGUCUUCAGAAAAAUUGUGUAGCCAGGAGUGUCUCAUCAAAGCAGAACCAUCGGUUUCAUUUUCUCAAUGGACUGCACGUCAUGUAGUUACCUGCCCGUAGCACAGGCAGCAUGUCGCUGUGGUGUGAGCCGGAUCUGACAAGAGCAGGAAACGACCGCUUUCUUUUUAUGGUUGGAGGAGUUACGUCAUCGCUGAGGAGGAGGUUUGCAGCCAAACGGUUACAUGACAACAUGCACCACUGAUAGAGGAUGCAGAGGAGAAUGCGAGAGGGUGAAUCAGUCAGAAAAUCCAGGGGAUGCAGACAGAAAUGCAAAGGGAAAGAGGGACAGCAUGAGGAUGCAUGCUGAUGAAAGAAAAAAUAUGGAACACCAUUUGUGCCAAGUAUAAUAACCAUGUAGGAGGACUGUGGUGUAUGGCUGGAACAGUAAUCUGUCAAAUGGUUAGAUGGUAGGUUAGAUGAAGCUUUGGCCUUCAGUUUACAGUUAGUGUCUCCUUAUAAAAUAACAUGCAGUACCACAUUUCCUCUAUUUCACGAAAGUAAUUAUUUAUGGGUAUCUACAGAAAAAUGUAGCAAAUUAUGAUAGAAAUGAAAUGAAGGAAUUGCAUAAAAAUAUUGCAGAAUUUUUUUUUUCACUUCAGCCUUACUUUGCAGAUGAAAUACCUAGUUUAAAUAAUUAUAAAAAACAUAUGUGUCAUGUUAAUUGAAAAAUUAUUUUCAAAUUAUGUCUUUACACCCCCAUAAGACUAAACAAGGUUGCUUCUUAUGAUGCAGUUUUGAAGGAUUUUUAUACAAAAAAAACUGUAGUUAUUUCAAAUUUACUACACAUUAAAUUAUUUUUUAUUUAGAAGACUUUGGAGCACAAAGAAAACAAUAUUUUAAUUUGGUAUUUUUUUGCCUAAAAAAAUGGCAGGAAAUAAUGGCAUACAUGGUGUUCCAUACAAGAGUGGGUAAAACAACAGAGCUGCAGAAUCCUGAAUCCAGCAAAGGAGAGUCCAUGUCCUUGUUUUGUGGUGAUCCGUGGGAGCAACAUGCAGUUCGCACCACUGCCUCACACUGCUGCAGUGGAGGAGUAAAUGCGGAGCCUAGUGCUGCUCCAGGUGAUCCACAGCACCCCAGCAGACUGCUCCCUCUUCAGCCUCCCCUCUCCUCCACUUCCUCCUUCUGCACCUCUUCCUCCUUUUCCACCUCCACUCCCUUCUCCUCCCCAUCAGCCUCCUGCCGGUGCUUCAUUCCUUAGAGGGCUUUGGAUGAAACAUAAGAAAAGGAGAAAUAAGAAGCAAAAAUCCUUGUCUCCCCCUCCGUUCUCAGAUGUGACACACCUCUACUUGACUGUCAGCCGCUUCCUCGUCUUCGUGUGAAAACGCGCCGCAUAUGUGCCCCAAUGUCUCUGGAACAUAGGCUCUCUACAGGACCAGCAGUCAUCUACUUGGUCCCCACCUCGAAAAUUCAAUGAAGGCAGACAUCUCCCUCCUUCCAGGAACAUGAAGGGCUUAUCGGGCAGCCGUUCACAGCACCAUAUUCCUUUAUCCCAUGGGUUGGACUAUGACCCUCACGUCCAUGACCUUCACGCUCACCAUGGCUCGGAUACACGUUACCUCUCAUACCUACUCAGCCCCACAGAGAGCUGCCCCAUUGAUUUCCACCACCGCUACUCGCCUCGCAGCUCUGUCCAUUCAGACCGGAUGAUGAUGGCCCCCGUCACCAUGCCCCCACCGGCUGUGUCGGACCACAUCUCAAGCAGCACCUUCCCAAGAAUGCACUAUAGCUCUCAAUACUAUGACUCAGUCACACGCGAUGACUGCGCUGCCAUCACAGCCUCUGCCACCUCCCCAGCUGUUGCUGCGGCUGCAGCUGCAGCAGCUGCUUCCUCGCACCAUUCAAGCACCAAGAGCAACCGCCUUCCUGCAAAUCUGUUAGACCAAUUUGAGAAGCAACUGCCAUUACAACGUGACGGCUUCCACACGCUACAGUACCAGCGUGCCUCCACAGCUGCAGAGCAACGAAGUGAGAGUCCUGGCCGCAUCAGACACCUGGUUCAUUCUGUGCAAAAGCUUUUCACCAAGUCUCACUCCUUAGAGGGGUCAUCCAAGAUGAAUGGCACAAAAGGGGAUAUAAUUGGAGGUGGAGGGGGAACAGGAGGUUAUUACCAUCAUAGUCACCACUCCACCAAACAUGGCAGCAAGAGAAGCAAAAGUAAAGAACGGAAGCAUCGGUCAGGUGGUUGGUGGAGCUCGGAUGAUAAUUUAGAUAGUGACAGCACCUACCGCCCAUCUAGUGUCAUGUCACGACACCAUGGAGAACACGUCGAUCACUGUUAUCCAGAUUCCAUGCACAGCCAUCACUUUGGAGAGAUGUCACUCAAAGGUUCUAAGAGUAACAAUGAUGUCAAGUGUUCAGCCUGUGAGAGCAUGGCCAUGGCACCAGAGGGCAAAUAUAUGAAGAGAAGCUCAUGGUCCACAUUAACAGUGAGCCAGGCCAAGGAAGCAUAUAGGAAGUCAUCCCUCAACUUAGACAAACCCAUAAUGCACACAGACCUCAAAAUUUCAUCGAGAACGCCUCACUACCUUCAGGUGCCCCAGGAUGACUGGGGAGGAUAUCCUGGUGAAAAAGAUGAGGAGAUUCCAUGUAGGCGCAUGCGGAGUAGUAGCUACGUCAAAGCUAUGGGAGAGGUGGAUGAUGAAAGUGGGGAGUCUGACACCAGUCCAAAGAUGUCUCCCGUCUCAAAAACUGUUCGCCCUGAUGCCCUUGUCCUCAAAUCAGCAAUGCAGAGACCCCAUUUAGAAUCUCAGAGCCAGGGUUAUCACCUGCAGACGAGAGAUAUGCGAUCUCACCCAAGUGUCACACUGAAUCCUGCCCCCUCCUUUCAUCCUCCGCCUUUUCGAUCACGCAAUCAAAGCUACAUGCGUGCGGUCAGCACCCUCAGCCAGGCUAGCUGCGUAAGCCAGGUGAGUGAGACUGAGAUCAAUGGCCAGUUUGAGUCAGUUUGCGAGUCCGUUUUUAGUGAAGUAGAAUCCCAGGCAAUGGAGGCCUUGGACCUGCCUGGUUCGUUCCGCACACGAAGCCACAGUUACCUCCGUGCAAUUCAGGCUGGUUAUUCCCAGGAUGAUGACUGCUUGCCUUCAAUGACAUCCUCCACUGUCACUUCAACUCUCAGAUCCACAACAGGGACCCGUAGCUUAGCUGGGGGGCGUAGAGAGUACGGGAUUCAGUUUCGUCUCCCGACUGCAUGCAGCGUGGACCGUGCUCAGCCACCUCCAGUGGUGUCAUAUCCACCAAGUUACAAGAAGACUCCACCUCCUGUGCCCCCACGCACCACCACCAAGCCUCUUAUCUCUGUGACAGCCCAGAGCAGCACAGAGUCCACCCAAGAUGCCUACCAGGGGGGCAGGCAUCCACGAGGUGGUCUGUGGACAACAGACAGCCUCGGCCGCCCCAUCUACAGCUCCAUGGACAGCCUCGACAGCGCCAAGGCAGUCACCAUGGUCAUGGAGACAGGAGCAAGCAAGAGGCAUGCAUCUUUAGGCAGCCACACGUCUGUGCAGACAUGCGACAAAGCGGUGCUGGUGUCCAAGGCUGAGGAGUACCUCAAAACACCACGUUCUUCUAUUGGUAUACAAGUGGAACCUGCUACAGACACAGAGGCUGAUAAAACAGGUCUUCCUCAGUUCCACUCUAUAGGGAUCCAAGUGGAAGACAAGAAGCGACGUGGAAGGUUCAAGCGCUCCAACAGUGUGACAACUGCAGUACAGGCAGAUUUGGAGCUAGAGGGCUUUCCUUCUAUGGAAGACAAAGGUCUGCAGUUUGGUGGUGGCUUUGGUCGCCACUCGGAGCCCAGCACUCCAACUCAGUAUGGAGCCAUCCGAACGGUGCGUACACAGGGCCUGUUUAGUUACAGAGAAGACCAUCGACCUUCUAGUCGGCCUACUAGCCCGCAACCUGAACCCUGGCUGGUGGAGCCCAGCCUGGAGAGCACGGACACAGGCAGAGUGUCGCCACUUCGCAGGGAUGGGAGCUGGUUCAUGCAGCUCCUUCACAAUGAAACCAAAAGGUUGGAGGGAUGGUGCAAGGACAUGGAGCAAGAAGCAGAGGACAAUGACCUGUCGGAGGAAAUCUUAGGAAAAAUCAGAAGUGCUGUUGGAAGUGCCCAGCUUUUAAUGUCACAAAAGUUUCAGCAAUUUUACUGGCUGUGCCAGCAGAAUAUGGACCCCAGCGCCAUGCCCAGACCCACAUCUCAGGACUUGGCUGGAUUCUGGGAUCUUCUGCAGCUUACCAUCGAUGAUGUUACUGCCAAGUUUGACGAGCUGCAGGAGAUCAAAAAUAACCAGUGGAAUCUGUUAGAAAGCCCAGAGAAGGAACGAAAGUGGCCACCCCCUCUCCCAAAGAGAUCAGCCAAGGGGCGUGGCAGCGUGAUGCGCGAGCGCUCUCUGGACCUGCAGGACCGGCAGCGACAGGAAGCCCGCAGACGCCUCAUGGCUGCCAAACGAGCUGCUUCUUUCAGACAGAACUCAGCCACAGAAAGAGCGGACAGUAUCGAGAUCUACAUCCCCGAAGCUCAGACUCGUCUUUGAGGUCCCAUUUUCAUGCUCAUCUCCAACCGACACCAGCCCAUACCACCAAAUCCAGCCUGUGUGCGCUCCUUGUCGUCACCUGUCCACUGCUGCCAUUCUCAGAGUCAGAAUGCUAAAGAGUCUCUGUUUUUGUCAGCUUCAAAAGAAACGCUGAGGAAGUCUGAGAUGCUUUACAGUCACAAAGCGGCUUCAGGGUGCAUUAGUAAACCCACUCCUUUUUAUACAGAGAUGAUUAGUGGGAUUUUAAUUAUACUCUUUUGCGUCCCGGAACACUGAAAUGUCCAUCCUAAAGAACACCGGGGACUUUUUACACUGAAAAAGAUAAAGUAAUCAACCCCAAACAAGCAUCAACUCAUACAAAUGAAGUGAGGUCAGAAUCUUCGCUUUGCAUUUGCUAUUUCCACAGAGGCUGUCUUGCUGUUCAGGCAGUUGACGACAGUUGUUACAUUCAAAUUGAAACACAAAGUGCAACUUUUCUUUUAGCAGCAACAACAGUCGUGGAUCAAGUACUAAAGCUCCAAAAACACUGUAUGAAGAAAAAAAGAAAAGACUGGAUUUUGCUAGAUGUUUAAAAAUUAUAAUAGAAGGAUUUUUUUAAGGUCAAAAGAGAUGGAUCCUUGUAGAUUUAGCACUUUGAAAAUAGUGCUGUUGACCAAUGCUGCUGGUUUCAAAGUUCAGCUUAAGGUCCCAGACUAUCAUUUUUAGUCAUUUUCAAAUUAUAAGGUUUUGGGACUUUGUUUAUGUAUUAAAAUCUAUCAUUUAUUUACAGUUGGAUGCAUUUCAAUUGCAGAACAAAUAUGAAUUAUUAACAGAAUAGAGUUUUGCACAGCCUUCAAGGGCUGGUUGUGUGGAACAAUGCAUUUUUGCACCUUACAAUAUUCAUGUUUGUAUUUCCAAGGGAAAUGUAGUUUAUGAAGCUCAUGUGAUGAUGUUGCAGUUGAAAUGCAAGAACAGAUAUGGGGGAAAAAAUAACAACUACAGAAUUUCAUAUUGCUUUAUGGAUCAUAGAAACUGCACCUUGUUGCUUUCCGUUGUGUAAAUUAUAUUGUGAUUCUAAAACUUCAAUUCUAUUUAGAUAAUCUAUCAUGUGACCAAAAUCACAAUCUGCAGUAAACUAUUUAGUAUUUAUAGUAAAAAUAAAUAAAUAACUUUUAAAAAAAAGUUUAUUUUGAAGUGCAUCGGCUCUGGUGAUGAAGAUGAUGUUUCUCUGCAAACAUCCUUUACAACCUUCGUUUUGAUCUGCUCACAUAGGAAAGACAGGUGCAACUGACACUUUAACAAUGUUCAUUUAUGAUAGUAAAUGGUGCUGCUUUUUACUCUAAAACUGUUGUCCUGUACCCAGUCUUACGCGCACGCACACACACACAAACACACACGCAGACACUCAAGGACUUUUUUAAGCAGAGUUCUAAUUAUAUGGUGCACGCGGUUCCCCAGCGACUCACGAUAGACGGUGAUUUUACAAGCGAUUGACUUGCCAACGAGAAGAGUUUUAUGGUUCAGCUUCCUCUCUUGAACAAAAUGGGUUCCAGGACGUUUGCUUAUCAGAUGGGAAAGAUUACAGGAUGUGAGAUUCCAUCCACCUUAAAGGAAAAUCUAAAAUGUCAUCCUCGGCCAAAGGCUUAUUGCUACAGCUAGCUGAAAAUACAUUAUAGUGCCUGCUCACGUUUUACAGUUUGGUGCAAAACUUGCUCAAUUUUUCUCAUUUCUUAACCUAAACAUAAAGACAACAUAGUUAAUCUGAAACCCAAUGUAGAGCUUGUCUCUUUGGCCUGUUUUGUGAGGAUAUUCAGUGAGAUUUGAUUUGUUACAGAGCAGCUCACCUGGAGGACUUUUUUACUUCGGGACAGGUGUAAAAGACUCACCUUACCUGAUGGCCUUACUCAAACACUCAUGAAUGUAGAGAGGAAAAAGGUUCAACUAAACUAAAUCUACGAUUCUGUUCAUUUAGACAAGAGUCUGCUUUGAAAUGUUGAAAGUAGGCUCUUUAUUUUGAAUUAGCAAGAAUCCAAUCAGUUUUUUAUUGAUUUAAUCCAUUUAAAAAUAAAAUAAACGAUAAAAGUAAUAUUAGUUUUCUAUGUCAAAUAUAUGCUUUUCCCCUGAAAUCCAAACUAUAAUCUUAAAUUCUGAAUCUAAAAUUCUCCUAACAUUUUUAAUGAAUUUUACCAUACAAAAUAUAAAUUUAUUUAUAUUUCUAGUAACCUGCAGAUUUUUAAGAGUCAAAAUAUUGAUUUAAAACUAUACAUUUAAAAACAAAUUAGCUUUGUCUAUUACGGAUUACAUUGCAAAUAUCUUAAAAUAUUUUUAUUUAUAAAUGUGUACAGCAUAAUGAUGAAAAAAAACAAUUUAUUUUCUUUUCAGAUGGAAAGGAGGAUUUAGGGAUGAAUGCAGAAAAAAUUACAGGAACAACUGCUAUUGAAUAAAACAAAGGUAGGAAAUGUAAAAAUUUAAUUUUUAUGCUAGUUGACAUUGAUUUGUUUUUCUUUUAACGUAAAAUUGUAAUCAGAAAAGUUCUUUUUUUUUAAGUAGGAACAGGUUACAGCUUUUUUUAUUUAAUAGUACAAAAAAACUCCUGCUGCUUAUACCUCAUUACUGUGCUGUUAAAAUAUUUCUUUAAGAGCAUGACAAACUGCACCCAAUAUGGCAGCAUAAAACAUGUAUAAAAAGUUAAGAUUCCAAACUAUUUUUUUGAACUAUACUGAUAACAGUGUAGCCUGACAUCUUUUGUGUUUUUCUUUGUUUUAAGUAUAAAAGUCAAUUCCACAUUUUUUUUCCAUUUGAUCUUUUUGGACUGCCAGUUUUCCCAUUUUUUCAAAAGAGAAAAACAAAAAAAGCUUAAGGGCUUAAGGCUGUAUAGCAUUAUUUCCAGUAUUGCCACAAUAUUUUACCAUAUUUUACACAGAUUAAAAAACCCAACAUGUGGUGAGAGGUUUGAUUUAAAUGGCAAACUGUGAAAGCUGUAGAUGUCUUUUCCAUCAAGAAAAGUGUCUCUACUUUUAAUUUGAAAGUUGAUGUAAGAAAAGCGUAAAGGAGAUGUCUGCUCUACCUGGUGCAAUUACAAGUUGGUCUUCAUAUUGUUGUCUAGGUUAAGAAAUCGUAUUUCAACUAUUUAAAUAUUUUGCAAUUGUUGCAUGGAAUUUAGUACCUAAAACCAGUUUUCUUUCCUCUCAAACAGAUGAUGAAUACUUUAAUGGCUUGAAUUUGGUUGGGUGUUUUCCUAUAGCUUUAGCCUUUUAUUCACAUUUUUAACUCGUAUGGUAUUUAGAGGAAGAAACUACGUUUUAUGUCAUGUUAAAAGGUUUCGGAUGUAUUCCUCUUUACUCAUAGCAGGGCUUUCAGUGCGUUGGAUGAAUGACAACACAUGAUCUGAUCACCAACUGCUCUUCCACUUGACUGAAAGUCAGAACAAGAACACUUUCCACAGACCAAUAACUGUGAUUCAAUCCUGUCAAUCUGAAUCAGUCCUCAAAUUCAGUCAAUAGUGGGGGUGGCAAGGAUGAUCAGAGACCAGAUUCACAAGCUCACUGUCAUUGGUCUGAGGGGAAGGUCCAUCAUCACAGAUGUUGUGUUUUAUAUAAUCCUGAUAAACUGAUUAUUUUACAUACAUACACACAUGUAUAUGUGGCUAUGGUUACACUACGAAAAACACAAUUUUCUAGAUAGCUUAGCCAAAAAAAGAUCAUAUUCAGGAAAAUAUAUAUUCAGAAUGUAUGAAAUAAAAGUUGAAUUUAAACAGAAUUUUACAAUAUAAACACUUGGAAUACUUACUGUUCAUUUCUGUUAGCUUACCUUCUGCUAUGUCUUUUAGCUGCCUCCUUAGGGGUCGCUAGUAAAGCAAAUCAUCUUCUUCCUCACUCGAAGAUGGAGAUUGUGAGUCACGUUUGCUUUUCUUAAUCUCCAGUCUGUUUUUUUUUUUAAACCAAACCCGAACUCUUUGAUUUUUAGAACAAAAAACACACCUCUUUUAACUAAAAACGUAACCUAACUUAUCCCUAUUAUCUAAAAUGUAGUUUUUUGGCGAACUGGACGGAGACAACUUCGUCAUCUGGAGAAUGUUCCCGCCGGUGACAAAAAAAAAUUGCAUAGUAAUGACGUCACAUCCUCCCGCUUGAUUGCUUUAUUUAUUUAUUUUUAAACCAAACUACUGUGCGAAAACUAAAUAAAUAAGUGUGAAAGAGAGCGUUAAAAAUUCGGAGCAUAUUAUUGUUUAUUAUUAGGGAAAAAUCUUUAUAAAAGAGCAAAGAAAAGCUAUUUUCCUAGGCUACUUCCGGAAUCUAGUUACCAAAAUAAUGUUACGAUGUCUGAUGCUUUGAGUAUCAAAGAGAAUUCACACAAUUCUGACGAUUUUUCUUUUAACUUUCUAAUAUUUAAAUCAAAUAAUUUACAUAAUGCCUUAUAAAAAUACUAAGGCAUGUUUCAAAUACAUUCACGUUAAGGAUUUAGCAAAAGGGUGCUUUGUUUUUGUUUUUAGUUUUAAAGCAUAAAAAUUAAAAAAAUUCUGAAUAUCAAUUUAUUUGGAAUAUGAUCUUUAUUUGGAGAUUACUGUGCAUGUAAAACUAACUGGUGACAUCAGAUGUACAGUAGAAUUAUGUUGCUGUGGCAUCAUGCGGGGCUGCUUUACCAAGACCUUUUUUUUUCAUAUAAUCAUAGUUGAAAACAGUUCUUUUGAGUCUCCAUGCUAUAAGGGGCUUGAAGUUGGGCAACUUUGUUCAUUAUAAAUACUCAGGUGCCUUACAGUUUGAUUGUCAAAGAACUGUGUGAAUAUCUUUCUGGGUUGAGGUGUGCUGAAGUGCUGCAACCCCCUUUCAGAGUGCAAGUUUGUACCGUCACAAAGGGCUGGAAACUGGGGACAAGUUAGAUUGAGCUGAAUGAAUUUACAUCAUUUUACAGGCAAAAACAUUAUACUGUAAGAAACUUUAGCACAACAUGAUCUAAAAGUCUUGAAAUCAAACAAAUAUUUGGCAACACCUUUAUUCUUCCAUGUAUUUUAAUGGCGUGCUUACAUCAUUUUCAAAAGAUCAGAAUAAAGGUAAGAUGUGAAUUGCAGAAAUGUGUAUAUUGUGGAAAAAAACUUGAUCAGCAAAAAAAAAAAAAAAAGACUUGCAAUAGUUUUAAAAGGAAGAGAAAUGGGUCAUGUACAGCUUUUUACCUCGUGGUUGAAUGUUUACGUAGAUACGGUUCAGCUGUUUUCUGGAUUUGGAGAUUUCAUUGUCAUGUCUGUGUACUAUGCAGCAGUAUUUUAGGUUGCUGAUCAGCUUCUGUUCAGGGCAGUCCUGAGAGUGCCAUCAUCAAGAAAAUGUGUCAGCUAGCUUCUUGUAAAACAGGGUAAAGAGGGAACAACUUUCAUCUCAUAUUCUACGCUGAUCGCUCACAAUGUUUAUUUAUAUAAUUUAACUGCUGCACUAAAGAGCAAGACUCACAAGAGUAUUGGUGCUGAAAAAAAUAAUAUGUCCAGACUUUUUAUUUUGUUUAGCUUUACUGAUUUUAAUUCUGACAAUCAGCACAAUCACAUACACACAAAUGUUCAUUGUCAUAUUUGCUACUGCUCACUUCAUGGACUAGUGUUGGUAAUUCUUUUUUUUCUGGUUGCAAAGUUAUAUUCCUGUUGCUGUCCUUUUUCAUGAAUUAUGUGUCUGUAAAUGCCUUUAGGAGUCUGUUUUUACAAGCCUCACACAAGCUCUGAGUGAGUGUCUGAUUCAAGCAAUAAAUCCACUGUCUUGUUUUUGGUUGACACAGUUUCUGGACGUUUUUAUGAAACCUCUCUGACAUGUUUUGGAAAAACUUUCAGCUUUAUUUCCACAAAACUCCCAUUUUCUAUUUGUUUUUUGGAAGUCUUGCUUUAGGGUCUCUUCAUCUAGGUGAAGUGUUUGGCACAUGGAAAACCAGGCUAAAAAACUCUGAUCUGGGUCUCUGAUGUCACAGAUUAUUGCAGUUUUGUAACCGUAUUUUUCAUGCGUGCUGUGCCAAAAAGAUUUCCAAGGAAUUGUAACUUCAGACUCCUAAAUAUUUGUUUUCGCAUUGCAUAGUUCCCCUUUAAAGGUAAAACACUCCUUUAAAUUCUUAGACUUUGAGGAUGGUGUUGAAGAUUUCUCACCCGUUUUAAGUUUUAAAAUGAUCUCUUUUAUUCUGGGAAUUUUAAACCUUUGAGUAUCCAAGCUUGUGUCGGAUAACCUGAUUUGUUUCGCUCGUAACUUGUCAUUGUGAGCUCAGAUUAUAACAAGCUUUAAUGGCAAUUUUAUUUUGAAAUUUCCACCUCAUUGCAAUCUUCACCAACAUAAACAAACUUGACAUGAUUAAAACUCAGCAGUAAUGUUAAACUAUCAAAAGAGAAAAUGUUAGAUUGAAGCUUUUUUCUGUCAUGUUAUAAAAAUAGUUUCAUAAUGUACUUUCACUUGGAAAGCCGUUUUGCCUCCAAAAUAGAUUCCAGACAUUUUUCCACCAGUUUUUUUUAUGUCCUGCUUGUGUAAAACUGUCAGGAUCACUAGUUUUUCAUGAGGAGAAAAAAAGUGCAGCUUUGUUUUCCUUUGGUGGAGGAAAAAAAAAGUCUUCUGUCAUGGUUGUGGGUAUGAAACCUUAAAGGGCCAAACGUGCGCCCCGAGAGGUGAAGAAACAUUUGAAGUUACCUUAAAGCUAUUUGAAAUUUGUCAAAUAUAUCAAUACUGAUGAUGAACAUAAUGCCAAAUAUCCAGCAUUUGUACAGAAAUAUACAUAUAUAAGUAUAUACACAAAUAUAUAGAUGCCUAAUUUAAUUGGAACUAUUUUUAGCUCAUGUUUCUAUUGUUUCAUGUUUUUUUGUCAGCAUUGUUAUGUAAGAUCCUCAGAUAGCAUGCAAGAUAGUGGACAUGAAUGUAUUCUUUUGUAUUUUCAUUGCUGACCAUUAGAACAAAAGUCUACAAUCAAUUUGGGUUUUUGUUUUUUAACAGAAUACUUCAGUUUUCAAUUUGUUUAUCUAUAAAUAAAGUUUUUUCUUCUUCUUUCGAAUCAAUUAGUUUGACAGUUUUUGAUCACUUUACUUUUUGUUCCAAAAUCUAUGAAUAUUUUUGCCGCCACUAAUGUUAUCAAGCAUCUGUUGUAAAUAUUUAUGCAAAUUAAACUUUUUUCAUGAAAACA